CCGCACUAGGAUUUUCGAUUCGCCUGAUGAAGUAUAGAAACUAUCAACAUCGUGAAUGUGAAACUCGAAAUUGCUCUCAGCAUCGUAGUCGGUAAUGGAGACAACAUCGCAAUGUGAAUGCCAUGAGCGUCUGAAUCGCCAUCGAAGUUCGAGAAACAAGCCCACGGUGCUCGAGCCAACAAUCGCAAUCGUCCAGGUCCCAUUGUUGAUUUCUCGAUAUAAAACGUGGUCACGGGGAUGGCAAAUGACUUCUUGUCCUUAGAUCAGCGCUUGACCGACGUCGUACCUUUUUUAUGCGGAUCGCACAUAGAAAGAUAUUAGACGAAAACGCGUCAGGACAUCAAACACAAACAAGAUAUUAAACCGGCAUCAACCCUAAUCAAACACAAACAACUCCAAGAACAUAUGAUGAAGCCACACGCAAACAGUAAUGAUGUAGCUCUCCGUCCCGCGCGACCUCUGCUCACGUUUCACAGCCUUACGGAGUUGCUCUCCCCGGCUGCUUCACGGGAAGCGCUUCUGACGUUGUUUCAGUAUGUGUUUCUGUUUCUCCGGGAGGCGGUGCCCUCGCAGCAGGAACGCUUUGGAAAUGCACUCAGCAAAAUUAGCACCACCAGGAAGACCUUGCGCUGGGGGACCGCUUUGGAAGCCAUAUCGAGCAUAAUCGACGACGUAAAGCGAUUUUGGCGGGAACGCAAAGCGCAGCUUGAAACCGCCAAAAAGUUGUCGAUGCACAACAAUACGGUACGCAAAGUUGCGAGGAAAGACGUUGGGACGACCACGUCGGUAGUGCCUGCAGCUACGUCUCAUCUCAUCAAACAUGCAGCUCCUGUUCCUACCACAAGCCCCUUUCCGCUCCUGCUUCGUGCCAUCGCCACGGCAGGUGAUUUGUUCUACAUGAGCUUGGAGCACGUGAUCUCGCUCUCCGAGCUACGCCUGUUCCCUUUUCUGCCAAAGGGGCAAUUGUCAAGCGAAGUAUUGUAUGGAUUGCAAAUAAAGUAUCGCACUCCUCGUAGCGAUUCCACUUAUGCAAGACAAAUCUGGACUCUUAGGUAAAUCUAAAUGAUGUAAAUCAGCAUUUACCAUCAAUUCAAUUUUUUCUUCUGGGAAAAUUUGCAACGAUAUCUGUGUGUACUACGUGCGAUACUUUUACCAUGCAUAUCUUGGAGGUGGUCGAUGGUGUCUCGGAGUUGGGCGACAUCACCUGCUCCGUGUGCACCGUUCUGGCAAACGCGGUAGAGGAAAAAAACGAGCGGAACUACUUGAAAGCCACGACUUCAUCUACGGUACCGCAGCUGGACAGCCCAGCUAAAAAUGUCGCCAGGCGAUCUGGAAGUGGCACGGGAAGUAUAAGCACCACGGACGAUUUCGUGCCUGGUGACGAGCAACACGACCGUCCACCGCAAGUAGAAGCAGGCAUCGACGGUAGUACUACCGACCUAGAUCUGCCGUUCGAAAGUGCUACGUCUUCCGGAGGUGAGGAGGCGGAUGAGGAGGGGUGGAAGCGAGGUGGAGGACGUGACAAAAUCAGCAAUGAUGAUCGUGAUCCACCCUACAGCAAAUACAACUACCCAGACCAGCACGAUUUCGAUUUCCAACUCGAUAGACGCCUCGUCGCUUUUCAUCGUCAGCAGCAAACAGCGACGAUUUCGAAAUUGAUUCGACGAUGGGAGGUGUUUUCCCAUUUGCUCUUCCUCCCUGUUUGGGCGUUCUGGAUGACGAGUGCGCUGCGGCCAAAGACCGGACCCGUGGUCAAAGCGAAGCUUGCUGGGCUGCUCGGAAUUCUGGCGCAAUUGUGUCAGUUCCGUAUCAUGAGGUUGAAGCAAAUACGGGCGCAAGUCUUGUCCUGUUAAAUAACCAGCAGGGCGACCAUAGUACUUUGUCAACACUACGAGCAGAUCGAGAACUCUAUCUCUCCAAAAGCUGCUUCUGUGCUUCUUUAUCUUCUACUUUUUCACUAUUGCGGUCUACUGGCAACUCGCCCUGCUGCUCCUGCAACCCCAGAGAUGAGGAAAGUUGUAUGAUGAAAAUGAACAGAAUAUUACACCAUACAGACACGCGGC
Messenger RNA from Amoebophrya sp. A120, 2063 nucleotides. NCBI's taxonomy places the organism in Eukaryota, Dinophyceae, Syndiniales, Amoebophryaceae. The record is from the annotation of a GenBank genome assembly.